AUGAAUAAUUCAAUAUUAGAUAUCAAUAGAGAAGAUUGGUUAUUAUGGCAAUUUGCGGAUUCAGCAUUACCUACUGGUGGAUUUGUAGCCUCUUCAGGGCUAGAAUCAGCCACACAAGGAGGUCACGUUGCAGAUAUUAAUUCAUUAUCAAUAUUCUUAGAAUCAAGUAUUGAUAACUAUGCAUAUUCUUCUUUACCUUUUGUAACUGAUACUUGGAAUGCAAAUGUUCUAGCAUUGUAUAACGGAAUCUUUGAGAAAAUAAUAGAACUUGAUGAUUUAUAUGAAGCAUGUACAAGUAACCAAAUUACAAAACGUGCUUCAAAAGCUCAAGGUGUCGCGAUGUUGACAUUAUUUAGUAAAUCAUUUGGAACUUCUUAUGGACAUUUACCUAUAUGUUUUGGGUUGGUAACAAAAUGUCUGGGAAUUUCUAUAGAACGUACCCAACAUCUCUACCUUUUCUUAUACGCACGAGCAAUUCUAAGUGCAGCUGUAAGAUUAAAUAUUGUUGGUCCAUAUUAUGCUCAAAGAAUGUUAACUGAAUGUCAAGUUUUUGUAGAAAAUUCAUUGGCAAAAACUUGUAAAUUACAAUCAAAUCAAGCUGUACAAACAAAUCCUUUAUUGGAUAUUUUACAAGGUAGACAUGAUAAAUUAUAUUCUAGAUUAUUUAACAGUUAG
Messenger RNA from Diversispora eburnea, 675 nucleotides. Lineage: Eukaryota; Fungi; Glomeromycota; Glomeromycetes; Diversisporales; Diversisporaceae. The record is from the annotation of a GenBank genome assembly.